GAGGGGAACAGAGGAAGAGCCGGAGGCCACUUCCACUGCGUUUCCAGGCGACGUGGACCAGGUGCCCCCGUAUUUGCCUUUGUCGGAGGAGCUCGCAGUGGCGCCCCCUCCCUUUGGCUCUAGCUUACUUCGCGGUUGGCGCAGGUGGGUGAGGUAGAGCACCGCAGAUCUUCAGUUACCACCUGAGGUUUUUCUCUCCCUCUUCCCGAGGGGGAGGGACCUUCCUAAAAUAUGUAAAUAUACCGGCGCUGACUCCUGGUUGGGGCACCAGCUUAUAUCCCAGCGCAGCCGCUGGAUGUUUUACAUGAAAAUGAGAAGCCUGACAGAUCCCGUGCUCUAACUUAAGGCAGCUUGGUGAUCAGCCUGAGAGUGGCCGGCUGCCCUGCUUCCUACCCUUCGAUAGCCAUUCUUCGCGCUCGCGACUGAGCAGCGGUGCCACCGUGCGGGUGUCGUCCCGGCAGACUCGGCAUCACUGGCAGCCAUGGCUCCCGACGUCGCCUCUGCCAGUAAGUAGGAGCAUGCAUGUGUGUGGGGACGCAUGCAUGUCGGCACACACACACCCACACCAUCCUGAGCCUCCGCUAAGGAAGAAGGAAGGUUGAAGAGGCGCUGCAGCCGCAGGGACACCGCGGGCUCUUCCUGGAUUCCGCAGGAACCCGAUUGCCGCAGCUGCUGUCUGCAGAGCCUGCUCGGAUCCCUCUGCACACGCGCCCCCCCGCUCCCCAUUUGAGCCUCUGUAAUGAAGACUGCCUCCCAAGGAGUGCAGGGGAGGCAGAACCAGUCUGUGCCGGGGACUGCAGGCCAAACGGCUGAUAGGCCCAGGGGGACACAACUUGUACACUGUCAUCCGAACGCCUGUCGCUAGCCCGCCUGGUGCGGAGGGUCUGCCGCUGCCCCACCGGCUUCCCGGGCGCCCCAUUCUGGGUCAGCCCCGGAGGCCUCGGCUGCCUCGUUUGUUUGGGUCUUUUGUGCCGUGGCUCACAGUUGGCUAAGCACUCCUGCGCUGAAUCGGGCCAUUGUCUGCGCUCCCAUUGCUUUCACGCUGCAAGUCUCGGCGCCCCCACCCCGCCCGCCCCCUCCCCGCCUCCUCCUGGCCGGGGAGCCUGCUAACGUGCCUUUCCCCCCAGGAAUCUGGAAGCUAUAAGCCGGACGGAUUGCAAAUGAAGUGUAAUGCAUUGUGGGACGUGUGUAAAAUCGGAGCCUUCGCCGUGGGGGAGUGGGGAGGCGUGGGGAGGGCCGGACCCGCCGCUGGCGGUGUAGACGCCGACGAGGAGGGGCUGGGAAAAUGUGCGCAGAGUCCUCCCGGGUCGUGCCCGCCGUAGACGGAUGAAGCUGCGCUCUGCGCCCUGGCGCUGAGGCCCCGAAGAUCGGGGCGGCAGGUAGCCAUCCCCACCAUGAAGAAGACCCGGAGCACAACCUUGCGGCGAGCCUGGCCUAGCUCGGAUUUCUCCGACCGGGCCUCGGACCGCAUGAGGUCCCGCAGCGAGAAGGACUACCGCCUGCACAAGCGCUUCCCCGCGGCCUUCGCGCCCCAGGCUUCGCGCGGUUACAUGACAUCAGGUGAUGUGUCACCAAUCAGUAUGUCUCCGAUCAGCCAAUCUCAGUUCAUUCCACUCGGGGAAAUCCUUUGCUUGGCCAUCUCAGCAAUGAACUCGGCAAGAAAACCUGUCACCCAGGAAGCACUAAUGGAACACCUGACAACGUGUUUCCCAGGUGUUCCAACCCCAAGCCAAGAAAUUCUGCGGCACACACUGAACACGCUGGUGCGGGAGAGGAAAAUCUACCCGACUCCAGACGGCUAUUUCAUCGUGACUCCACAGACUUAUUUCAUAACUCCUUCCCUCAUAAGAACUAACAGUAAAUGGUACCACUUGGAUGAGAGGGUACCUGACAGGUCUCAGUGCGCCUCUCCACAACCCGGAACCAUAACGCCCUCUGCCUCAGGCUGUGUCAGGGAAAGGACAUUGCCCAGAAACCACUGCGACUCUUGCCAUUGCUGUAGAGAAGACAUGCACAGCAUGCACGCAUCCACCCUGCAGAGGAAACCCGCCAAGGACUGCCGAGACCCUUACUGCCCUCCUUCGCUAUGCCAGGUGCCACCCACCGAAAAGAGCAAAAGUACUGUAAAUUUUUCUUAUAAGACAGAAACUCUCUCAAAACCUAAAGAUAGCGAAAAGCAGUCCAAAAAAUUCGGAUUAAAGUUAUUCCGGCUAAGUUUUAAAAAAGACAAGACCAAACAGCUGGCCAAUUUCUCCGCCCAGUUUCCCCCUGAAGAGUGGCCCCUGAGAGACGAGGACACACCAACGACCAUCCCUCGGGAGGUGGAAAUGGAAAUCAUUAGGCGGAUUAACCCGGACUUGACUGUGGAAAAUGUCAUGAGGCACACUGCACUAAUGAAGAAGCUUGAAGAAGAAAAAGCCCAUAGGAGUAAAGCGGGGUCCUCUGCCCAUCACAGCGGAAGAAGUAAAAAGAGCAGGACGCAUCGAAAGUCCCAUGGGAAAUCUCGCUCACACAGCAAGACGCGGGUAUCUAAGGGAGACCCUUCGGAUGGUUCUCAUCUCGAUAUCCCCGGUGAAAGAGAGUAUGACUUUUGUGAUCCCCUCACCAGGGCACCCAGGGAGGGCUGCUUCAUCAUCGAACACAAAGGAGAUAACUUUAUCAUGCACAGCAACACAAACGUGAUCGAGUCCCAUUUCCCCAUGACUCCAGAGUGGGAUGUGUCCGGCGAGUUGGCCAAAAGGAGAACAGAGAUGCCUUUUCCUGAACCUUCCAGGGGAAGCGCCCACUCAAAAGUGCAUCGAAGCCACAGCCAUACCCAGGACCGACGGUCCAGGAAUGAGAGAUCCAACAAAGCCAAGGAGAGAUCCAGAUCCAUGGAUAACUCCAAAGGCCCUCUGGGUGCUUCUUCUCUAGGGACGCCCGAAGACAUGGCUGAAGGCUGUAGCCAAGACGACCAAACCCCCAGCCAGUCCUACAUUGACGACAGUACUUUAAGGCCUGUGCAGACCGUGGGUCAUCAAAGGGGUCACAUGUCCUCCACAAGCUAUAAAGACACAUGUAUACCAGAAAUCGUCAGUGGCAGCAAGGAACCUCCCAGCGCUUGUAGCCUUUUGGAGCCAGGCAAACCACCAGAGAGUUUGCCGUCGUUCGGUGAACUCAACUCUUGUCCAACAAAAGCGCCCACGGAUGACUACUUCCAGUGCAACACCUCCAGCGAGACGGUGCUCACCGCGCCAUCGCCUCUGGGAAAGAACAAAGAGGACCACGACGCGCCGACCCUGGCGGAAGGGGUGAAAAAGCUGCCUCCCUCCGAGAGGCAGGCCCCGCAUUCCUCCAGGGAGCCCGGAGGGCACAAGGAGGAGUCCCCAAAAGGGCCGGGCGGGGGCCCCGCGGCCUCGGGCUCGGCGGCGGAGGGGCUCGCCAAUGGACGCCUCGCCCAGCACCACGGCGCCGAGCCCGGCGGCCUGGACAAGAGGAAAGAGAUCUUCAGCAAGGACACGCUGUUCAAACCCCUUCACGGCACCCUGUCUGUCAACAGCUACCACAAAUCGAGCCUGUCCCUCCUCAAAUCGCACCCGAAGACACCCACCGACGUCCUGGCCGGCCGCUGCGAGAAGCUCGAGCCGUCCCUGGGGUCGGCGGCGCAGGCCGUGCCCGCUGCGCAGCGCCCGCAGGAGGCCGGGGCCGGCCAGGAAGCGUCUUUUGACUAUUACAACGUCUCUGACGACGACGACUCCGAGGAAGGCGCCAACAAACACACGGAGGAGGAGAAAAACCGCGAGGACGUGGGCACCAUGCAGUGGCUUCUGGAGCGGGAGAAGGAAAGAGACUUGCAGAGGAAAUUUGAAAAGAACCUCACCCUCCUUGCCCCCAAAGAAACCGACUGCGGCAGCAACCAGAGGGCCACCCAUUCGGCGCGGCUCGACAGCAUGGACAGCAGCAGCAUCACUGUGGACAGCGGAUUCAACUCCCCACGUACUCGGGAGAGCCUGGCUUCCAACACUUCAAGCAUUGUCGAAAGUAACCGUCGUCAGAACCCUGCUUUGAGUCCGGCCCAUGGCGGAGCUGGACCAGCCUUCAACUUCCGAGCAAGUGCGGACCCCCCAACAAAUGAAGCCGAGAAAUUACAGAAACCUUCCAACUGCUUGCAAGCUUCUGUUACUAGUGUGUGAUAGUCAUGUUGCCUCAGAUUUUCUCUCUCGUUCGAUACAGCAAAGUUUACGACACUGGGACUGAUGUCCACGUCUUUGGAAAGACAAGCAUCUUAACCACAGUUUUUGUGUUUACUUAAACUGUGCUGCUGAGUAGGCUAGGGCAAAAAAAGAAAAAAAAACAACAACAAAAAUUUUAUUUCAGAAUAUUGCUUUUCACAUUUAUGGCUCUAUAGCAACAGAAUAGCAGUAGGGGUGAUAUGUAUACUUUUGCUUCACUAAUUGUAACUGAGCACAUAUAGGAAAGUCUAGACACUGUAAGUGUAAUAUGCAUUUUCAAUGUCAUGCAGUUGCCAAUUCCACUUUGAAAUGCCACAGAUGCGUGUUGCUCCCAGUCUGUGGUUAAAUGGUGCCACAGAACUGAUCCUUGACACUUCCAAAUAAAUGAAGCCACUGCAAAAUGUAAAAUGCAAGGGUUCACCUUGAGGGAAAUCAAUGCCAAACUGACCAGAAGGGAUCCCAGCCCUCUGUGAGUUAUGUAUGCACCAGUCAUUUGCACUGUGAGUUUUCAUGACACUAUCUUGCAGGAGCUAGUGGAAGUGUGUCAGAAGGGGUCAUGAUUGAAAUACCGGGAGUGUUUGGGGGAUUUUGUUUUUAUGUGUAACAGAUGCUUGUCUGACUGUUAACCUUCCAUAAUCACAAACAGGAAUAUAGGCCUUUGAAUCUGAAGUGGACAAAGGAAGGGAAUUCUCAGCCUGGCUGGGUCCUAGGGCUAAGUGGUGGAAAAAAUUUUGUGGACUUUUAAAAGGUAUUAAUCAAAUAUUUAAAGAAGAUAGUUUCCUCCUUGUGAUCCUUAUGAUGAUCCUAUCUUACUAUAAUAGAUACAAUAAUUAGUUUGUUUAAAAGCAAAAUGUUCUUUGUGAUACAAAUGAAGAAUAUGGCCUGAGGAUAUUAUUCUUUCUAAUGGAAGGACAUAAAUCUAUUUUAUGUAGUUUUAAAUAGAAUGCCUAAAUUAGGCUGUGGGAGAUAAUUUUUAGUGAUUAUAGGAAACAGCAAAUUUCGGGAGAGUUGGACUUCAGGCCUUUUAUUCCUGGGAAGAUAUCUAUAGAGAAAAGUUUAAGAUAAUUUUUGAUUAGAAAUAUACAUGUGCCCAUGUUAUUAACAACAGAAUGUGCUCAUUCUGCAAGUGCGGUAUAAUAAUAAUUUGUACUCCCCUAAAAUUAAUCAGAAUUACAAUUAUGCAUAUAUGAACUAUGCCAGAGUAAUGUUUACAGAUACUUUGUACCAAUUUCAGGAGGCAUUUUUAGGUGGAUAUAUAGUUAUUAUCCCAACUUAUUUUGAAAUAAUUUGUUAACAUUUUCCUUUGGUUUACAAUAUCAUGUUGAAUUAAAGAAGACUCCCGGCAGCAAAGAAGCUACAGAUUAUCAAUUUUCUACCUUAUAGGAAAGAGACAUGUCAAAGUUCCAUGUUUUAUUUUAUGACAACAUGAAAUCAAUCUGCAGAUAAUGGAACAUUUUGGCAAAAAGUUACAUAUGGCCCUGUAAAUGGUUGAAAAAAAACUUUCCUUUAGUUUAGUGGCAGGCAGUAUUGAGCCAUGUACCACAAAAUAUAUCCAGAAACAAAUGUAAUUUUUUUUCCACUCAGAUUUUAGUAAUUGGCAUAAAAUUUUUGUGAAACACUUCUGUUGCAAUUAGGUGCAAUGACUAGAAAUUUGUUUAAGAAUGAUGUCAUAUACAUAGUUGGAUACAAUUUUGGGAUUUUAAAAAUUGGACUGAUUCUUGAAACAUUUGGGUACUCCCUCCAGCCUUUUCAGAUGUUUGGAAGCCAUGCUGGGUCAAAAACAGACUCUUCAAUUUUAGCAUCAAUUCCUUUUUUGUGUGCUUGCAGUGAACCUCAGCAUGUUUCUUAGUCAACUCCCACACCCUUUAAAUGCUUAAAUCAGUUGGCUUUCAGUUUCAAGGCUUAUUCCAUUCAAGGCAAGCCUUGAUUGCUCCAAAAUGCAUUGUUUCUCUCAUUGCUUAAAUAUGUCCAGAAGAAAUGAUAAUGUAUCUAAUAGACUCCAGAGUCUAUUUCUUUGGGGAACUGUAUACCAUAUGGUUACUGAAUUUUUCUGACUAAAUUCAUUUUUUUUUCAAAAACCUGCCCUCAAGUUUUUCAUACUGUCAGUUCAUAAAUAAUAUAACCAUUGAAACAAUACAUCAGCCUCUAGUUAGUUGAUCCUCUGAAAGUAGCCAUGGUAACAAUAAAAUGCUGUGUGAACUGGAAAGGAAAGCAUUAUCUUUAAGAGAAGCUUUAAUAUAUAAAUUUACCAAUAUUUCACAAGAAAGAGGUUUACAGAAGACAUUAUUCAAAUAAAAUGUGUACACUAUUUGUCAGCUGCAAUGGUGUACAUGAUUUUUAAAAAGCCCCCUUAGACACUAGCAUGGCAGUGAUGGACUUUAAAGAUGACUCAGUGUAAGCAGACGUAUCUUAGAGAAACAGUCUCCUCUGAAUCUAAUCCAGAUUCUUGAAUGGGGGAGAGGUGGUGAUGGGAAAUGUGACCCAAGCUUUUCUGCGUUCAGAUUCCCAGUGAUCAAACACUCGGGCCAUCCCCUAGCUGUGCUAACAUCCAGUCCUCCAGUGAAAUGAUGGCUGUGGGUAAUCCAGCUGCUUGUCUCAUCUUCACUUAAGUUUACGGAAAGGUUUACAAAACUGAAUUUGGUUGAAUCUCUGUAUCAUGUUCAACUUUAAGCGGUCAACACAUCCGUCGGCAUUUUGCACACUUAUGUAUUAUUAUGAUACAGCAUAUUACUUUAUGGUAAUUUUUAUUUUUACAUAUAACUACCUCCAUAAAUUUGAUGAAAUGGCAGCAGUGCUUUCAAGUGUAUUGUUUAAGAAAAGCAGAGUUUUAAGAUGUUUUUAACCAUUAGGCCAUGGUGUUGUGUGUGUGUGUCAGUGAUUGCCUCUGUGGACUCAUGACUUUUUUCAUUGCCAUGGUUUUCUUUUACGAUAUUAUUUGGCUUUCAGAUGUAAUCCCGUCUCUCCUCCCUUCCCCACAAAAGCGUACUUGAUUUUGUUACGAAUGAAAGGAAAUUUAAAAUUCUUGUCUUUUUUUUCUUUCCAUUCCUGCUAAAAGUUCUCUCUGGCAAAGAGCCAAUUGGUAAACAUAAUUUAGUAAGCUAUUUACUCCUAUAAAAAUCCGAUGUGAAUUCUAGUUUUUCAGUAACAGAAAGACACACAAGAAAUGUGGACUGCCAACUUUGAAGCACUUUGGGCCUCUCUGCCUUCACUCGCAUGCUACCAUAUUGAGCCCAAACCUCACUUUAAUUAAACAAACUGUGCUGUGUAUUCCACAAUCUCUGUUAAAUAAUUUGUAUUCCAUUUUAUAUAUUUUGCACAUCUCAGGGGACCUUAAUGAGCAAAUGAAAAGGGGGGUGCCAUCAAAUAGAGAAAACAACUAGAAGAGCUAAAAGGGGAUUAGCUAGAUAAAAACAACAAAUUACCACUUCUCUGAUGUUGUGAAGCUCAAGUUUAGGAAGCAUACAUUGAAAGUUAAUUUGGAGUAACAGUGAUCUGAACACCAGCUGUUCCCAAGUCUCUUUUUCAAAACCCAACCAACAUUUCUAAAAUGUAAAUUUAAAUUAUAUUGCAGUCACCAUAGGGAUAAAAAUCCUGUUCAAUGAAACCAGAAGCAUUGUUCCUUUUUUAAGUUGGCACAGCUUUGUAAAAUUCUACCCGGGAUAAACCACUUAUCACCACAAAGUGUACUUGAAAAUAAAGUUUUUAAUGUAAAUUAUAGACAUAUUGUUCACAAUACAGUAGUUACCUUUUGAAAAGUUUCACCAUUUAUAACAUGGGCGGUGUUUGGAGAUUGUUUAAAACCCAACACCUGAUCAUGACUUUGCAUAGUUCAUUUUGGGAUCUCCAAAGUGCUUCCAAAGCAUUCAGAUUCACAGACAAUUAAUGAAGCAGGUCAUAUAUGUAAUGCCCAUACUUGAAGUGAAUAAACAGAAGGAGCGACUUAAGAUUACCCAGAAACCCAGUGGCAGCUAUCAAUGACCGAUUUUCUAUCUGUUUGAUAGACCAUCAUGAGAAAUCACUAAAUACAAUGCUAUUUUUCUGAUAUGUGCUAAUAAAGUCAAAGAAAACCAAUAACAGCUUUACACCUUUGUCCAUUUUCAUUACAAAAUUUCAGGGUGUUUGGAAUUUUACACCUCAGCACACCUUACUGGUAUCAGUUUAUGAAGUGGGAGAUUGACAAAUUCACCCAAAUGUCGUUGCAGUCAGUAGUAGAUCUAGACAUACACUCUUGUUUACAGUUUCAUAUUGGGCUUCUCUAAUUCCCUGCUAAGGUACCAUCUUUCAGGAACAUGACUGCUACUGGCAGUGGAAGGUGCUGAAACAGAAAUUUUAAUGAAAACCUUUAUCAAGUAUUCUUUACUGUGCUCCUUAGCACAAUAGAAAGUCAGCAUGACGUAUUGAGCCCUACUUUGGAUUUCUGAGGGAGCUGAUCAAGUUCCACAUGUUUUCUUAAAUCAGAAUGUACAAGAUCCUUGACAGGGACCGUCUCCUUUACCACGGGCCAGUCACAGAACCAGCUAGCCAGUGUGCUGUCAGACCACAGUGGACCCAAGCAGAAGGGGUCCCUUCCUUCCCCUCCCACCACCUUCCCUUCCAGAAGCAUCCUGCCCAUAGUCAAAGGCAUCCAGGACUCUUCCAUCAGUAGGUGACUCUUCGGUGUACAUUUAGGGCUUGAGGAAGCUAGAACACAGUUUUUAAAAAAAUGCAAAAGCCAUGGAAAACACUGUCUUGCUUUAGGUUAGCAAAAUAUAAGCAGGAAAGAGAUUUCUAUUGGUCUGACAUUUACCGAGUCAGAUAAAAGAAUCAGCUGUUUGCUCCACCCAUCUCCAGGAAGGUUUUAUAGUAUUAAGAAAACAUGCAAUAUUUUCCCAUUAGAUUUUUAUUUAGGAGGCAUUUCUUAAAUUACAUAUAUGAAAAAAUUCAUUAUUAAAUUUCCUCAUGUAUUUGAACAGAUGUUGGCAUCUCCUUGAUUGAGUUCAUCUCUGCGUCUUCUGCAGCACAUCCCAGAGAGAGAGUCCCCCUGAUUGCCCCAUGUUUUUAAUCCUGUGUUCUUACAGUUGUUCAAUGACUUCUGGCUAAUAAUUUGCAAGGUUCAGAAUUCUAGAAAGCACAAGGGGGACUAACCCUUCGUAUGAGUGUGUAUUAUCAGUUAUAGGGCUUUAAUUGCUAGCUGAAAUGUAAACACAUGCACCAUCAUGCCAACAGAGGGGAGGGAGUGUUUCCCAAGUGAGGCGGCAGUGACUGGAAGCAAAUAUACUGGGAGAAGCUUGGCCAGUCCUUGUACAGCUGCCUGCCUCCCUGACCAAAGGCUAACCUUGGCAUCCCCUGGUCCCUUACUGCCAUCAAACAAAGGUCCCAAAUCUGAGAUCUGAGGUCUCUUCCCUACUAAAUCCUCUGCAGUUACAGGAAAUUAAUCAUGAAGUUCCUCACCUUUCUAUCCUCUGAGGUCCUCCUUCCCUGCCUCCUUCCUCUUCCCCCAUCUCGAUACGGAUACAUUGCCAUGGUUUCCACAUUGGAAGGGCAGAAUACUGUGCAGUAUUGUGCACACAGGCUGUGUUAGGAAUAGAGCCGCCCUAGAGUCACCUUCAUGUAAAAAUCAACAGCUACAAAUUAGGGUCCUUGGAGUCACUGACAUAGAUACUACUUUCUAGAAAAGAAAUUUAAACAUUAACUUUAAAGGGAUCAUAACUCUGCAGGUAUCUUUCUCUGAAUGACUGAAUGUGACUAUUGCAUUAGGGUAAAUGAAUUAAAAAGUGCAAGUGGGAUUUACUGUAUGUUAAAAAGGAGUUUUGCAGCCAAGACUGCCUUGAAUAAAAUGUGUUUGCACUGAAAAAAAAUUUAAAUUACUUGGUCUCUGGUUGCUGUAAAGGUCAUCCAAGAUGGAUGUUCUGUUUAUAUUGUAUAGUAUUUCAUAUGAAAUAAUUACAGUUCAUGAAAUGUCUUCCCUAAUGUUACUGAUUUAUAACAGCACAUUUGUAACAUGGUUUUUAUCGUGUCAGUGUAUCAUAUUGUAAAUGAUGAUUACUUGUCAUGCUUAGUAUAAUAACUUAAAAGAAAAAAAGGACAGGGAUUUUUGUAAGUCUAUAUUUGAAAGUCCCUCCAUAUGGUAAUAUUGUGUUCAUGUUGUUCAUGUAGUGUUGUGUGAAAUAUCCAUUUUGGAUUGUGUUACUUUUUAAGAUAUUAAAUAACAUUUGGUUAUA
Molecule: messenger RNA, 10411 nt
Organism: Choloepus didactylus (southern two-toed sloth)
Lineage: Eukaryota; Metazoa; Chordata; Mammalia; Pilosa; Megalonychidae
Gene: STOX2
Product: storkhead box 2
Exons: 4
Coding region: 1395-4172 (925 amino acids)
Biological process (GO): positive regulation of transcription by RNA polymerase II
Cellular component (GO): cytoplasm; nucleus
Molecular function (GO): DNA-binding transcription activator activity, RNA polymerase II-specific; RNA polymerase II transcription regulatory region sequence-specific DNA binding
Source: RefSeq, a predicted model, not a curated record